AUGUCUUCCUUCGACUUGUGCACUCCAGAAACCUGCAGUAUUGACCAAAGUAUAUUCAAAUACCGGCCCUCGUUAGCAGCGAAUAGCGUUUUCAUCGCACUGUUCGGCGUCGGGCUUGUUAUCCAUGCUAUUCUCGGCGCCAAAUGGCGAACAUGGUCUUUUACAUUUUGCAUGCUGUGCGGCUGCGCAGUUGAGAUGAUUGGUUAUGGUGGUCGUGUCAAGAUGUGGGAGGAUGUUUUCAAUUUUCAGGGUUUCAUAAUGCAGAUUGUCUGUAUCACAAUCGCGCCCGUCUUCUUUACUGCGUCCAUUUAUUUGACCCUAUACACGUCAAUUCAUCAGCUCGGCGCAAAGUCACGAUUCUCCCCAAAGUUAUAUUACAUCGUCUUCAUCAUCUGCGAUGUUGUCUCGCUCGUUCUACAAGCCGUCGGCGGUGCUAUGUCUUCAAAUAGCAAGGGCUCGUCUCAAGAUGGUGUUGAUAUCUCUUUGGCCGGUCUCUCCUUCCAGGUUUUCUCCCUGACCGUCUUCAUCGCCUUGUCCAUUGAUUAUGCACGGUCGUACAUGCGCGAUGUAAGAUGCGUUUAUCGUAUUGCUGAGUUAAGCGAUGGAUACUCUGGCCCUUUGAUUGAACAGCAAGGAUCUUUCAUUGGACUCGAAGGAGUGCUUAUCGUCGUGUCCGUCGCUGCCCUGUUCAUCGGUCAUCCUGGUUUCGUAUACAAGCAGCCAACCAAAAGACUAUCCGAGUCUGACGCCGAAAAGGCAUAG
This is a messenger RNA of Talaromyces amestolkiae, 762 nucleotides long. RefSeq lists its product as uncharacterized. Lineage: Eukaryota; Fungi; Ascomycota; Eurotiomycetes; Eurotiales; Trichocomaceae. The record is from RefSeq and is a predicted model, not a curated record. The transcript is spliced from 5 exons. Gene Ontology annotation, cellular component: plasma membrane; fungal-type vacuole. Bases 1 to 762 code for a protein of 253 amino acids.